CGUUGUUGUUCUUUGACAGUUGUCAAAGUGACAACUUAAUAAAAUAAACAUGAUAUCAAAACAGUUAAAUAACUAGAGUUAACUUUGACCAAGAAAACAUUUUCAACCUUUGACCAUCUGAUGUCCAGAGCGUAUCGAAAUAAUAACUGGUCAUACUGAAGGCCAGCAUGUAACGAUUUCACAACAUCCAACAACAAUUUAGUUUUACUUAUAUCGAACGACUGGCAUCAAGUAUUUAACCUAAAACUGUUCAGAUGGCCGAAAAAAUGGGCAACGCUUCGAGUGUUUGGGAACAGACGUACAAGGAAAUCGAAUGUAAGCACAAUUUGGUAUUCAGGACCAUAGAGGAGGCGAUAACGCUGGAGGAACGUGAAAAACCAAACGAGGCCAUAGCGAAAUACAAGGAGGGCAUCGAAUACAUCGACCAGGCAUUAAACAUCCAGGUGACGUGUCCCGAAAACCCCGACGUAACAUGGGAGAAGGCCUGUGUCAUGAUUCAAAAGAUCAAAAAGACGAGAGCCGAAGUAUCUAUGAGAAUACACAGCAUUCAGUCAGCACCUGGUUUCACACCAAGUGUGGAGGACGCCCCCCCCUCUUACGAUGAAGUCAUGUCCAACGCCUCAGAAAGUGACCUACCCAGGACCUACCAUGAGCUAGCUGAGGCCCUAAAUGACCUAAGUGUUGACUCCAACAGCUUGGAAGAGGAGGUCAUCUACGUGUGCGAGGGAAUACGCAUUUACUUCAUCAGGGCUAACGGUGAGGUGGAGUCAGUUAGGGACCCACAGACUUUGAAGAUCUCCUGGGUUGAUGGCAAUGAAGUGAAUGCUCCUAAGGCCAUCCUGCAGGUCGGAGCUUGGGUUUACCCUUUGGUGCCUGGAGUUUCACCUUGUUACAGGACUGACUAUGGGGCCUUUGUGUUGCCCAACGUUGAAGAGCCAGGUGGCUCAAUUGGACUAAUAUUGCCUUCAGAGGCUGACUCUGAUGUGUAUGACAUCUUGGAAAACAUACUCCAUGGAAUAAUAAGCACAGACACCACAACACUACCUAGGACCACCAAGCCCCAGGAGGCUGACACCAGCACAAAGAUAUCAAAUACAAUAGUCAAUGGUGGCUGGUUUCUGUCCCAGGCUUUGGUGAAAGGCGCCGAAAAAGCUGGAGAACUCCUCAACUACACAACCCCCAAGCUCAUAGACCACAUGGAUCGAGCCCCUGAGCCCACAGCAGUGCCCAGGAAAUUAUCCAAGGGGAUGCAAAUAGCUGAAAACGCCACUUGUAAGGCUGCUGAGGUCACCGGAUUUGUGGCUGACAAAGUGGGUAUAGCCACAAUGAAGCUGGGGCAAUUUCUGGCACCGCACAUACAAAAAGGUGGCACUAAACUUCUGUCCUCUGGCUUAAACAUGAGUGAACAGGAGGCUUCCAAUAAAAUGCAGGGGGUGUUAACAGUGGCUGCUGGAGCAGUUGAGGGCUUCACCACAGUUUACAGGGGCUUAGAAACGUCCGCCUCAAUAUUGGGGAACAACUUGAAAAACAACACCGUUAAAAUCGUUCAACACAAGUAUGGAACUGAUGCUGGAGAAUUCACUGAUACGUCUCUAAAUACUGUGGGUAAUGUCUACAACAUAAGCAAAAAUGCUAAGAUCAUAACACCAAAGGGCCUGGCCAAAAAAACUGGUAAAGACAUGGGUAGAGCGGUGAUUAAUUCGUACGCACAUCGUCGCCAUCCUCACCGAAGUUCAUUACCAGGUCCUUCAAGGAUGCAAGGAACUUAUCAGAGAUUGAGUCCGAGUGAAGAGGACCAUGGAGCUAGUAAUGGGUUGCUGAAGGCUGAUGAGUCGAAGUCAGAAUUACAUAAGACCGACAAAGAAUGAAAUAUUCAUGAAUUUUAAUUAAAUUCGACUAUAUGAUUUGUGUUUAAUAUAUGCGGUUUAUUAUUAUUUGGUACAUGUAAUCUGUGAUAAUUAUGAAAUCUUUAUAUAAAAAUUAUAAAAUUUUAUUUUUUUAUUAGUUCCUUAAGUAGAAUAGUUAUUCCGGUUAUUGUUAAGGAUUUUUAAUUAAUAAGUUAUUAAUUCCAGAUACUCCACUCAUGAUGUCGUUAAAACGGGCUGGUUAUGUUUUGUUACAUUCCACAGAAGACCUUAAGGAUAUUGUUAGUUGUAGGAAUUUAAAUAUAAAACAGAACAAAAUUAAUUGACAUUUAAUGUGAUAUUGUUUAACUUAUUAUAUUGUUUAAAAAUGUUCUUGGUUGAUGUAUGUAAUUUUAUUCUUUUGAUAAUAAAAUUUGUUACAAUUUA
Molecule: messenger RNA, 2291 nt
Organism: Aethina tumida (small hive beetle)
Lineage: Eukaryota; Metazoa; Arthropoda; Insecta; Coleoptera; Nitidulidae
Product: protein spartin
Exons: 7
Coding region: 255-1868 (537 amino acids)
Biological process (GO): cell division; negative regulation of BMP signaling pathway
Cellular component (GO): plasma membrane
Source: RefSeq, a predicted model, not a curated record